CAAGCUCGCUUCAGCAGCUUCAUCGCGAUCACUAUCUAAAGUAAUGUGCUUUGUUUACUUUUAUCGGAAAGUGCUGUUUUUGUUGACAUUUGAUACGGCGUGUAACUGGUGACAGCUUGGUGCCCAGCUCGUCCAUAAUGAAGGAGCUCGAUCGCGUCAGUUGCUGAUACUUUCCGCUCCCCGUCGAUUCGAUUGGGGCCAGCACUCAUUGCUAGACUCGUUUCAGAGGUCUAGUACACGCUGCGGAUCGGCCCACACGACAGCGAAACGCGCGAUAUGACCGAGGUGGAACGCCCCGCCUUCAUUCCUCCUCGUAAAAGAAACGGCAACAAGGCGUCCCCGAGAUCAGUGAGUGCAAAGUAUAACAACGGAAUAUCUUCCGAUCACCGCGCGGUGCCGGCGGCUAGGCCAUGCAGCGCCGCUACGAGCCCCAUCAAGACACCCGACAGCGACCGCAGCUGCGGGCCGACACCAGCUGCGCGGCCGCACCGCAAGCUGUCAGUCGAGUUUCAGCUUGAUCCGGAUGAGCGCGACCCGGACCAAUGGACUACGGACAGGUCGCAGGCGACGGACAACGCUAGCACGGACGGAGAGCUGUCCAGCGUCACCGAGCGGUCUUCGCUGAGGGCCGACGGCGACCGGUACGUGACGAUGACGGGAACUAUCAAACGGGGCAAGAAGAAGGGCGCCACGAUCGACAUGAAAGUGAACAUUUCGCGGGAAGAACUGGACGAGAUCGAGAGUAGCAUCAAAGACCAGCAGACAAGUGACGAGGAGGACGACUGUUUCUUCGGCAUGAACAAGGGUCCGCACGUCCUGUUCCUUUCGUUCGUGCUCGUACCCGUGGUGUUCAUCAUCUCCGCCGGCAAUUCCUUCUACCUGGGCACUAUGACGUGGUACAACAUCCUCGUGGUGCUCAGCGAAAAGCGCUCGAUAUUCCACAAGGUGCUGCUCAGUCCUUUCUGGAUCAUCUUCUACCCGUUCCUCAUCGUGCCGGCCGUCGUCGGACUCGGUCUGUACGCGGCGGCCGUCCAGAUCUCGUGGGAGUACGACAAGUGGAAGCGAGAGGUGCCCGACUGGGAGAAGGGUUUCUACGGCUGGCUCUGCUGCCUCCUACACAUGGAGGAGUGCAGCCCUUACGACGUCGUCGUCCUCACCGACGUGCAGCCGGCCGACGAAGCGCAGCCGCACAAGUCCACGGCCGACACGCCUGUAUAGGCUGUUCUUCGUUAUCCCGCCGUACGCGUGCUCGAUCACUCGUGAAAAAGUAGGCGCUGCGCGGCCACCUCUGGAGGGCGUGUUCUCAGGUUCCGGCCCUCCUUUUUAUCGUUAGUGGAAUGGCUAUUGCCACCAAUAGUUUUAAUUACUUACGUGCUUCUGUGUUGAAAAGCCAUGACCAUAAUCAAUGCUCUUUGGCAGUGCGUGGCUCCUUAAUGGCAACCCGCCAGAAACACCCGAAGGUAACAUGGAUUAGUAUUUGAAGAGAAAGAAGUUUUAGUGUCAGCGUAUGCAGCGGAUAAAUUUCACUUUGCUCUAUACUGCCUUACAAGGCUCUGUGUGAGCACAGCAAAGUACUUUUUCUUUAGUAUGUGUCAUGUGAUUUGAGGAUAGGAGAGUGCGUAUGAACAGACCUAUGCACAUAAUGUAUCUUACGGUACAGUAUUGGGUACCUUGCCAUCUCCAGGGCAACUGCUUCAACAUGUUGCACUGCUUGCGUGUAAGCAGCGACCACUUGUUGAAUGGCUGCAGUUUUACACGAGGCAUUCCUUGCUGUUCUUAAAGUCAUAUCAGUCUCUGUUUGCCCUCUCUAGUCAUGCAAAUGCAAACCCACUUAUUUAUUCCACUUACUUUUUAUUGCGUGCCAUUCAUACUUACUAACCUUGCCUGUCAAGUGACAAGGUUCCCUGCCAAUACAGUUUUUGUUUUAGUGCACAGAUAUUCCAGCAUUGAUGCAUUGCGUGCCACUUUUAUACAUAAUUGCUGCUGCCUUUUUGUACAGGCGCCGUUUCUUGUGCAGGGCUGUGCGAUUCUGCAAAAUCUUUUAUAUUUCAUUGCAACUGUGAUAUUGAAUUUGCAUGCCCUCACAAUGUGCUGUGGCCAGAAGUUUACAAACCAUGUAGCAGCAAAAGCCAUUUCUUAUAAGCACAUGUUCUGGACUCCAGCGUUCACUGGUGUACACAAGGACCGCAAAGCAUUUUUCAAUUUCACAUUGUACAUUCAGGGGGUGCAAGAGGAGUUCUGGCCCCCUGCUACCUAAAACUAAAACAUGGGCAGUGGUGGGACAGCUGUGCCAAUCACAGUCGUCUGUGCCGUCCUAGUUUAGCAAUUUUUAUCUCGAAUGCCUUCUUGAUGCGCCUAAAGCGAACUCCGUCAUAUUUAUUGUCUCCUUCAGUUAAAAUUGAGACUGUAUGGAUGUACUUCGACAUUGCACUGAGUGCUUGUUGCUGCACCAAAAAUCGGCUUUUUUCCUGUGUCAAUAUCUGCAGCAAUAGGUCAAAUGGCUGUUCCACUACUGUACAGCCUCCCGCAUUUUCAGCUAUAUCGUGCGAGAACACUAUAAUAUGGUUGUACGUUGUCCUGAAGGGAACAUUGCAUUAGACGACUCUUGCAGAGGAGAGUGCUUAGUGCACUUGAGAGUACUUCUGCCGGUCUUGCUGAUUAUUGCCGCUUAAAGGCGCUAAAUGACACGUGAUGAAAUGCGGGAGGCUGUACAUAUGGUAACUUAUGACACCGCCUCCCUCAGCUAUUUCCACUGUCGGGCAACAAGGAAUGGCUUUCUGCAGCUCCUACGGCUUGUAAACUUGUUGGUGAAAGAAAACGAGCACUUAUCUGCGGAACGAGCACAAAGAACAAUACUAUAAUGUGACUCAAGUGUUAAUCAACUGUGCCAAAUUACUGUUUUCAUUGCAGUGUUUCUUGAAUGUGAUGUCUCUAGUCGUGUAUUGCAAUGUUGUUUUAUAGGGCUUGCUCCAAGUAGCCUCGUCGGCUUGCACGUGACAUCACGAACAUGUGGAGCAUUAUUUCACCAUUUCCAGCGCAUUGCUGGAAAACGAGCAUAAUUUGGCUAAGGUGCAGCUCUUCACCUUGCUCCGAUUCUCCAACAUGGCUGCUGUGACAUCAGCGCAAUCCAUCUAUAGUCACUGGAACGUCAUGCUCAUUGGGUGUUUGUGCCCUCGUUUGACAAAUGUAAGGACAAGAAGCAUUUUUUUUAGGUAUAGCUAAUGAGCGACAUUGUCUCCUCAAUUUGGCAGCACUUUCUGCGCAGAUUGCAACUUCAUGUCCUGUGAGCGUGCUGCAGUUAAAGCUGUCAGGACGAGUGCACGUUUUUUCAACGUUUCCUCCCCCUCCAUAUUGCUGCAUUCCAUUAGCAUGUUGCAGUGGCAAUGAAAUAGCUGCUGUGUAUGUGGCCUGCUGGUCAGGAAAUGUAAGCACAAAAGAGCUAUCCAAAUGAAAAGAGUUUUCAUUACCAGUGAGUUCCGACAAGGGUGUAAGCUCCAAACCAGCAACCCCCUUGUUGCUAACUAUGGUGGAAAGCACCAAUAGGUAGCGUUCAAAUUUAACCUUCCAGCGACAGCUUCUUCGGGCUAAUGGAAACUGAUAUUGAAGGCCAUACUUUUGUGUACUGCAAGUGCCAGAACGAGAAACAAGACAUGAUUGCCACAUUUUGUAACUUACCCAUUGAAAAGCUAGGAAAAAACAAAGAAAAAAAAUUGCGCCAUUCCACUGCUGUGAAGGUGGAUUACCAGCGAAGCAGUUUAGCACACGACAUAGAGGUGACACAGAAAUUAGAUCAAAGGUAUGAGCAAAUUUUAUUUCUCUUGAGCGGUGACGGUGGUAAUCCUGAAGAAAGAGACACACCCAUACACAUUUAUUUUGAUCGGCGGUCUUGAUCGGUGGCAUAGAUUCGCGUGGAAGACUACCGCCAUCUCGGGUAGUCAGAGGAAAGUAGACGCGCGACAGGACCCCCACGCUGGGAGAGCGGAAAGAAACUAGGCACUCAAGUGCUUGGAACGGGCGGAGUGAGCGUAUUCAUGGCCGACGCGGGUGGCACAGCGCCAAAUCUUUGAGAAACCCGUAUUAUCUACCCGAGAGGCUACUGAUUUUGAAAAUUGUGCCUAUUGAUAACUAAUCUACUGAAAAUGCAUAUCCAAGUGAUGAGACUUAUAAGCUUUUACCAGUGAAGCUGUUACAGGCUGGCCUAAACAGCGAAGCUAUUUAAGCCAGCCAAGGCGAGCGUUGUAACCACUAGGCUAUACAGCCAUGCUUGCAGAAUAUGCAUUUAUGCGAACCAUAUGAUUGCGUUAGAGCGUCGUCGUCUUCGUCCACAGCUGGCGCGUUCGCAUGUGCUCGUGCCUAAUGCUCUGCGAGGUGAAGAAGAGGUUUUGCGCGCUGUGCUCGGGAGAGAGAGAUGCAUUCACGGAGCGGAUCUGCUGGAACGCGUUGUUGGCAUUGCAGUACGGUGUCGGUGUUGCAAACUGCGCUAUGCAAUGCGCAGUGAUGGCCGUGCGCGAAAAGAAAUUAUCACCAUCAUGAGUAAUAAGAUAAAAGUUCGCGUGCACUUCCGGAAAAUGCUGGGCUACGAUCGCCCAGCUUCGCUGUUUGAAGCGUUACGUGACCGAGUGCAAGGUUAAGCUUUUUUUUUUGCAUAGAAUGAAGCGAUUUAGCAUCAAAUUCAGGAGCUGAGUUUUGAACACACAAUAUGUUGACACACACGAAAAAUGAAUAGAACCCUGGCCAUCGACAGCUUCCCUGCAAAAAAAAAAAAAAAAAGGUUGCCCUGUAACUUCACUCAACAAAGUGGCAAAUGCAGAACUGAAAACUUGUGCUGGAUUAGUUUUACCACAAGCAAAGUAUUGGAAAGUUUUGUCUGCUAAAGAGGUUGAGUGCCACAGACAGCAGAAGGAUUCUGCAGGCAUAUAGCUUAAAGGGCAACUACAAUGCAACUUUGGACCGUGCAGAAAGCCUAUUUAUUCAUUUUCAAUACCUUAAAUACCCCAAUUAAGUGGUUUUACACAAGUUUCAGAUAGUAUAAUCACAGGGUAUCAUUUUUAAGUUUUAUUUAAAAAAAAUCUGUUGCAGAAAAGGUAAUUCUAGUCCUUGAGCUAGAUAUGUAUUCAUAGAGGUGGACAUUACUUGCACGAGAAAUCCAAACAAAAAUUCACUAAGUAUCUUUUGAAUUUAGUACUUUACAGCAUAUACGGAAAUUUAUGAAUUGUAUCCGAUGAGAUUGCAAGCCGUAUCCACUUGUCGACCUCUUCGACAAAUCCAUCUCAAGGACAAGGAUUAGGCUAUCUGCUACAGGCGAUUCUAAAAAAAGUCCAUAAAACUUAAAUGUGAAAUCUUGCAUUUUAAAUACUAGUGGACACGUCAUGAAAGGCUUGCAGAAACACGCUUUUGAUAGCAAACUUUAAAAAAAAAAAUGCUGUCAUUACUGCUCACCGGAAGCGAUGCACAACCCAGACCCUUGAAAACUGGCGUGGCGCCCUUGCACGAUGUCCCAAGAUUAAACGGCACUUGUGGCACACUGAAAAAUCUUUGAGCCGGCGUGCUGGGAUUUACUUCAUAUCCGCUAACCAUCAGGUGCAUGUGUCAUCUACUUAGGUACUAUUCAAAGGCUGCUAAUAUAGUUACAAGCCCAGUGGGUUUGCCGAGGUUGCUUUAAUGGUAUAUGCCACCCAUUUAAAACCAAUUUGGCCAAGUGAAAUUUCAUUGAAGGCUAGGCACACAAUUAACUCAUUGGUACAUAGCCUUAAUGUCAUUGCCGUGACAUCACGGCCCACACAGUGUUACAGUGUCGUGCAUUAUGCGCAGCACUGGGCUUUUUGUGCAAUGUCAAAUGGAGCAGCACAGUACAGGUGACAUGCACUGGACUGUUCGCCAAUGACAGUUGCAUCGCACUCCUUAAGGCAGUACGGAAAAGUGCUGCGAAAUUGAGGAGACCCACCUGUUCAUCUAUUCAGUAUGUGUGCAAUUCUGCGAGCUAAUUUUCCAAGCUGCAAAAUGUAUGCAAACUUGUACUUAGCAUUCCAAUGAGUCUACAACUGUACGCAUUUCCUGAAUGAUGUACUGAAUGUUCUUGUGAAGGUUUUACACAGAUCAGUGGCAGCUGUGUGUGCAAUUUUGGUACGUGGCAUUGCUCCAAAGGGUGCAAUCGUGAUGAAUUUUACUAUAUGAUAUACCACAAGUUUUGAUCUCAAUACAUUGCCAUUUAUACGUUCAGACGCAAUUAUGGAGCAAGUACUGUAUGUCGUGGUGCAUGUACAUUAGUGAUUAGAAGUGUGUAAUGAAAAAUAAAAAUGUUCCUGUUUUUGU
Dermacentor silvarum is the source of this 6312-nucleotide messenger RNA. Its product is annotated as transmembrane protein 169. The transcript has a single exon. NCBI's taxonomy places the organism in Eukaryota, Metazoa, Arthropoda, Arachnida, Ixodida, Ixodidae. The coding region runs from base 277 to 1218 and encodes 313 amino acids. The record is from RefSeq and is a predicted model, not a curated record.